CACACACAGACACACACACACACACACACACACACACACACACACACAGACACACACACACAGCGAGCGAGGCAGCAGCUUGAGGAGAAACCAGAGCUGCAGAAACACCAGACGUCUGCUGGAGCCGCCUGAGAGUCCUGGAUCGGGGUUUACUGGACCUGGCAGUCCUGGAUCGGGGUUUACUGGACCUGGCAGUCCUGGAUCAGGGUUUACUGGACUUCUGGAGCCAGCGUCCUGAUGGAAAAGUCCUUUCAGUUUUUUCUCCCGGAGCAUCUCUACGGACGGAGACCCGCUCCUCCAGCUGCUUGGACCUCCUGGAACCUGCAGACCUGCAGACUUCAUCAAGCAGCGUUCAGACCUGAGAGCUUCAGUCAUGUGGACUCGGUCUGAGUCCGGGUCUUCGCUUCCUAGUCAAACUGUUUCUACUUCAUGAAAGAGAGGUUCUCUGGACACCUGCUCUUCUUCACUGGCUUUCAGGAGCGCUUGUGGAGUUUUGGGGGAUGUUUAAUGAUCAGGACAAAGGAGUGGAUCCUAGUCGAUCCGGUUUCACUUUGCAGAGUGAGAAGUCUGGAUCGUAGGACCUGAGAGACCACAUCAAGUCUGCAUCCUAAAGCCGUGAACCGACUGUGAGGGCUUCAGGGACUCGGAGAGACCGGCUCCAGAACCCACUUAGAGGACUCGCGUGUGAAGCCUUCUCCACGCUUCAGGCUCCGGGGGCCCCGGGGCCCCUCGGUGCCGACAUGCUCCCCGGAGCUCCGGUGCCGGGUGCAGCGGGCCGCGGGCGGCGCCUGCUCCGCUGGCUGGGCCUCCGUCUGUGGUCCCGGCGGGGCACCCUGGUCUUCGCUCUGCUCUGGUUCGGGUCCUGGUUGUUCCUCAACGGCCUGGUUCUGGUCCACAGGAGCAUCCUGUCGGACUUCUGCACCGACGACAAGAGCAAGAGCAUCCUGCAGAGACUGUGCCUGGAGUUCGGCGAGGGCUCGGUGACGGGCGACAUGUGUGAGGACCUGUGCGUGCUCGGCCUCGUCGAGUACAAGCGCUGCCUCUACUACGAGAACGGGAAGAAGGUGGUCGAGGCGCGCUGGAGAGGAAACCCCGUCAUCCUCAAGUCCAAAUUGGAGAACUUCUCCUCGUACGAGCCACUGGGAAUACUGGACUACCAGGACACAGCAGAGGAGCUCUCGCCGCUCGAUGUGGUUUUCUACGCCACUCUGGAAGUACGGAACUCUCUGGGGUUGGCUGAGGAAGACGAGGACGAAGGAGGAGGAGGAAGUAACGUCUCUCUGGCCAGACUGUGGGGCAAGAAGCUGAAGAGCCCAGAUAAGAUCUACUCCCGGGAGGAGCUGGCCUCCCUCUGGUCUCUGCUGCAGCAGGAGGAGUACACCUUCCUCCGGGUCCUGCAGGACCUCAGCACCCACGUGGCCAAGGUGCUGGGCUCCUGCGGCCACUUCUACGCUGUGGAGUACCUCUCCGCCGGCCACGCCUGGGACCAGAACAUCUUCUCCCUGGAGGAGGCGGGCUCUGGGGCCCGGGGCCGCUGGAGCGCCAGGGAGAAGGUGCACCGCAUCGCGCUCAGCUUCCUGCACAUGGUGAAGCACUUUGACCACGACUUCACCCACAAGCUGCACCUGUGUGACAUCAAGCCGGAGAACUUCGCCAUCAGGAAAGACCUCACGGUGGUGGCCAUUGACGUGGACAUGGCGUUCUUCGAGCCCAAGAUGAGGGACAUCCUGGACCAGAACUGCAGCAGCGACGACGACUGCAACUUCUUCGACUGCUCGUCCAGCUGCAACCUGAACCAGCGCAGGUGCAGCGCCCGCCGGCGGAACAGCAACCUGCAGGUGAUUUGUGAGAAGAUCUUCCGGUCGUGGUUUUCUCCCACGCUGCUCGGAGCCAAAGCAGGUCUCCCUCUGCAGGUGGAGCUGCAGCGAGCGGUGCAGGAGUGCUCAGAAACAGACGGAGGUGUGGAGGAGAGGGAGGAUGGAAGAGGAGAGGCAGGUCAAGGUAGGGGCGUCCAUCAGCGCCUCCUCAGCAUCCUGACCCGCCUCCUCCAAGAGGGAGGGGCCUCUGGUGAAGGAGGCGGGGCCUGGGAUGAGAAAGGUCACGCCCACACUGCGCUGAACUUCUGAGCAGGUGAAGAGAAGACUGUCGGGGACUCGUGGGCUUCCACCGGAAACAGAGGUGAUCCCUGUUGAGAAGCUCAUCCUGGAGUCCACUGACCUUCCUGGAGAAAACCAGUAAAUCCAUACCAGAAUCCAUCAGGACCAGAAUCCAGAUCCAACAGGACUCAUUCAAGACUAUAUCUGAUCAAACAUCAACUAUGAAUAUGUCAUAUAUGGCUUCUUAGGUAAACAAACGAUUCUUCCAGUGUGGAAGAACCGGACCUCACCUUGUCCAACACCUUUGGGACCAACUGGAACCCGGACUGAGAGACUGGAACCAGGAGAGUGGAGCUCGACACACUGUUUGGUUGACCAGGACCCGGCCUCAUAAGAGGACAAUGUUCUGGAUCCCCUCAGAGGGUUUGUGUGUACAUGAACGUGUACGAUGAAGUAAAUGAUGUCAGUCAGUAAUUGAGUGACUCGUGGUUCUCGUGGUUUUGUCCUUUCAGGAUUAAGUAGAAACUUCUAAAGUUAACGAUUCAGUACUUCUACUGUCUGCUGUGAGUACAUUUCCUCUCACAGAGUACUUCUACUGUGAGUACCUUUCCU
Messenger RNA from Cyclopterus lumpus (lumpfish), 2708 nucleotides. RefSeq names its product divergent protein kinase domain 1C (gene dipk1c). The record is from RefSeq and is a predicted model, not a curated record. Lineage: Eukaryota; Metazoa; Chordata; Actinopteri; Perciformes; Cyclopteridae. The transcript has 10 exons. Bases 741 to 2126 code for a protein of 461 amino acids.